Messenger RNA from Apis laboriosa (Himalayan honeybee), 813 nucleotides. RefSeq names its product myosin-2 essential light chain (gene Mlc-c). Lineage: Eukaryota; Metazoa; Arthropoda; Insecta; Hymenoptera; Apidae. The transcript has 6 exons. Gene Ontology annotation, molecular function: calcium ion binding; myosin heavy chain binding. Gene Ontology annotation, cellular component: myosin II complex. Bases 273 to 704 code for a protein of 143 amino acids. The record is from RefSeq and is a predicted model, not a curated record.
GUCAAACGUGCACAUAUAUACGUUCACUGUAAAAAGAUACGUAUUGUGUCUCUGACGAUAAAUAACAAAAUGGCAUCUUACUCAGAGGAUCAGUUAGCAGGUCAAGAAUAUCGUUUACCUUAUUAGACCCACCCUGGUGACAUCGAUUUACGUGUCGGUGAUUUCCUUUUAUGGUUAGGCACCUGAAAGAAAUAGCAGCAGGAAAGAAGAAACGAAGACAGAAAUCGAGUAGCAUUGCGUCGUAGCGUCUUUAUCAAGAAUUAACUAACAGAAUGAUGUCAUCAAUUGAGGAAUUUCAAGAGGCGUUUCAACUAUUUGACAGCCGAGGAGAUGGAAAAAUUCAUGUAGCUCAAAUUGGUGAUGCAUUACGUGCUUUAGGGCAAAAUCCAACUGAAUCAGAUGUCAAGAAAUUUACUCAUCAACAUAAACCUGAUGAACGUAUUAGUUUUGAAGUAUUUCUACCAAUUUAUCAAGCUAUAAGUAAAUCUAGAACUUCUGAUACUGCUGAUGAUUUUAUAGAAGGAUUGCGCCACUUUGAUAAAGAUGGAAAUGGUUUUAUUUCUUCUGCAGAAUUGAGACAUCUUUUAACCACACUAGGUGAAAAACUUAGUGAUGAAGAAGUUGAAACCUUAUUAGCUGGUCAUGAAGAUUCACAGGGUAAUAUUAAUUAUGAAGACUUUGUUCGUCAAGUAAUGUGCGGUUAAAUUUAUUUUAAUAGAUACAGUAAUUCAAGUAAUUCAGUACAUUAAUCAAAAAAAUUUUUAUCUAUUAUAAAAUCUUUUAUAAACAUUUUUUAUCUUUUUGAUUUACUUA